This is a messenger RNA of Aureobasidium subglaciale EXF-2481, 1899 nucleotides long. RefSeq lists its product as uncharacterized. Gene Ontology annotation, molecular function: DNA binding; transcription regulator activity. Gene Ontology annotation, cellular component: MBF transcription complex; SBF transcription complex. Lineage: Eukaryota; Fungi; Ascomycota; Dothideomycetes; Dothideales; Saccotheciaceae. The coding region runs from base 1 to 1899 and encodes 632 amino acids. The transcript has 2 exons. The record is from RefSeq and is a predicted model, not a curated record.
AUGCCAGCAAGUGAAGACCAGCAAAAGAUCAGUGCGGAGGUCGACCACCGGCACUCUACAAAGAGCAGCAGUAGGGGGUUAGCAGAUGGAAGAUUGGAGAAAGAGGCAUCGGCAAUGGUGACAGACAUCAAUUGUUUCCAGUGGUUCCCGGAGCCUGUCUUUGAUAUGUACUGCAAGCUUCCCUUAGACUUGGUAAGCCGUCGAGCACUCGCAUACACUCACCGCCCAUCGCCUCCUUUUCUGGAUACCCAAUUGAGCUACUUGAACUCAGUCCAACACCCUUAUACCCUGAGUCCUACAUUGAACAACUCCACAUACCUCGACUCUACUACGACGUCCGAGAGUAGACCCAAAAUGAUCAGAAUAUCGUCUCUACUCAACGCUCCGCCAUCACCAGGCAUUCUGCCUCCUUUCUCGUCAUUGAGUCCACCUCUCACCCCAGCUCCGACUAGUCAGGCAUCUUCCAUCACAUCCAGCCCUCCACCACAAGUCGCUCGCUCCGGUGGAGCCCCGUCGAGUCUUCGACAGAAGAUAGCCAAAGACGCUCCCGUGUUCAAUCGCAACCCUGCUCGAGGCGAGGUCAACUAUGCCCCGUUCGAGGUGAGCGACAUGUGCGCCUUGCUCAGCAAGCGAGAGCGACAGGAGCUUGCUGAACAACACCGUCGCUUCAACAUCUUCCCCAGUGGUAGCGAUCGAGGUCUGAUCCGAGACUUUGUCCGUCACAUCCCGUAUAAUAGCGAGAAGAAAGCUUUCUCCGACAAGACUGGUCGCGAAGCAUUCGAAUUGUUUCAGUACACCUUCAGCCUGCCAAACGAGCCCAACAAGAGCUACACUGUCAUGUGGGAUUAUCAGAUCGGCCUCGUGCGCAUCACGCCGUUCUUCAAAGCAUGCAACUAUCCCAAGACGCAGCCCAACAAAGUUCUCGGUCUCAACAGCGGUCUGCGAGAACUAUCUUUCAGUAUCACUGGUGGUGCCAUCGCAGCUCAGGGCUACUGGAUGCCAUAUGGAUGUGCUCGCGCUGUUUGUGCCACUUUCUGCUGGCACAUGCGCUGGGCUCUUACCCCUAUCUUUGGUCCCAGCUUCAUCAGAGACUGUCUGCCUCCAAACCAUCCUGGAUUCGCCAGAUUCAUCAUUGAUCCGGAUGUUGUGCGUGUAUGUGCCCGUGAGGCCGAAGGUUGGCGCGUUGCCGGUACCAAUAACUACAGUCCUAUGGCUAAUCACACCGCGUCUGCCACUGCGCUCCCCAUUCCUCGUUCGACGCCCAUGCCGCUGCCAGAGCCUAAGCGUCUUCGUGCUCGACCUACACGCCCUCGUAUCGACACUGCCCAGCUCGGCAGUCCUUUCCGCAGCGACAACGAGAGCGCUGCUAUCCUAAGUGAUACGGCUACGACACGUCGCACCAUCCCCGACUCACCCUCGGUGUCUCCGAAGACCUGCAUCUCUCCCACGGUUCACUGGGCAGCUGUCAAUGAUCGCGAUGGUACACCUACCCCUUGUGUCACUCACGUCAACACGUCCAAACUGCCUGUCGACAUGCAAAACCUUCUGGUCACACCCAUCUCCGCUUCUGGACAAACUCUCUCUAUCCAGGCAGUUGGAACUCGUAAGCGUCGCCGCUCUUCCAACUCACUUGCCAACUUAUCAUCGCCAAUCGCCUCGGUAACCGCUUCCCCUGCCACGGACUCUGGUUCCGAUGGCGAGGACCCCGAGUACGUGGCUUCCGCGAGCGAAAAAGGGGACGAAGACAGCGAUGUCGAGGGAUCAAGCAGCCAGACCAGAACAAGCAAGAAGAGAAAGAUCAAUGUCCCCGGCAUCGGUCGCUUCAGAGCCAGAGAGGUCGAUGCCGCCAAGAUGCUUCUUGCUCUCCACCAGGACGACGCUUGUGUUGGCACUGUUUGA